Messenger RNA from Aureobasidium pullulans EXF-150, 848 nucleotides. RefSeq lists its product as uncharacterized. The record is from RefSeq and is a predicted model, not a curated record. The transcript has a single exon. Bases 125 to 478 code for a protein of 117 amino acids. Lineage: Eukaryota; Fungi; Ascomycota; Dothideomycetes; Dothideales; Saccotheciaceae.
AUGAUGUAUAGAUGAUGAUAUAGAGCUUGAGUUGAUUACGAUAUAUUUGAUGAACAAACAGGUACAGCUCAACAGUUGUAAGCAGACGGUGAUAAUGGCCCCACGCUGUUGUGAGAUGUAAGUGAUGGAUAGUCCUGCUCACCAGCAGAGCCGCGUGAACCGCGAUGUUGUGCAAUCUCGAGCACUAACAUACCGUAGGCAGGACCAGGUCCAUAGAAGUCGUGACAAGGAACAUUCUGUGGAAUUGAUGACACAAGAGAAAGAAGUCACGAGACUCCCCAACGCGCAAAGAGCUGUACUCGAAGGCCUUCGCUCACAGGAGCAACAACUCCAAGUCGUCAAAACACGAGCCGAAGACACUGGCGACAUCGACGACAUAGAAAAAGCUGAAGAUGAUCUCCGAGAUGUCUCUCGAGCUCGCAUAGCCAUAAGCCAAUUCGCGACCGUCACAGGACAUUGGCAAAGUCGUUAUCUCUGAUCUCGGAUACGGUGCUGUAGGUAUAUGCAAUGUCGAAGAGAUAGAUACUGUCAAGCAAAAGAUAGGCGACGUGAGCGUCGGCAGCGGAGGCACAGGAUUCAUCGGCAUUCAUGGAAAUGUCGACCACAAUGCUGCUCUGGCCGGUCGCUGGAUUUCCGGAAACGAGUCAUAGGUUGCAGAGAUUGACUGGGCGAAAGCGACAAGAUUGUAUCCAUCGUGUUGACGAAGUCGGAGGAAACCAUUUGAGAGAGAGGCCUUUUUCAGCGUGUGAUCAUCGGUCGGAGAUUGGAUGCUUGAAGGUUUGCGACCGCAAUCUCAGUGACAGAGGAGGGGCCUGUCAUUGUAGCCGAUCUGUUGCGAUGUACGAGCG